This is a messenger RNA of Dimorphilus gyrociliatus, 4358 nucleotides long. The record is from the annotation of a GenBank genome assembly. NCBI's taxonomy places the organism in Eukaryota, Metazoa, Annelida, Polychaeta, Dinophilidae.
AUUCUCGUCUACUUAGAGAAAGCAGGGGGAAGAGACGUAUUGAUUCUUGCUAUUUAAUUAAUACAUAUUUAAUACAAUAAUAUAUAUAUAUAUAUAUAUAUAUAUAUAUAUAUAUAUGCAUAUAUAUAAUAUAUAUUAUUCAUAAAAAUCUGUUUGACUAUAUUUCACCUUUUUAACGCUCUUUCACUGUGAUUCCAUUUUAUUAAUAUUAUAGAUAUAUAAUAUAUUGUAUAAGUGAUGAAUAUUUGAAUAUUAAAAUGAGAAACGGAAAUGGAAUAGUGGCCAACUUUUGACCUGUAAAGUUUAUAUGAAUAACUUUGUUGAACAACUAAAUCAGUAUAAACAACAUUGUUCACCCCUCCUACUUCUAACGCAGGUUGUUGUUUUCGCUGUUCAAUAAUCUAUAUAUAUAUUUUGAUUUUUGUAUGUUCAAAUAGAUAAGAUAAUUGAAUAAAUUGUAGUUUUUUUGUUUUUUGAGGUAUACAGGAUUUAUCUAUUUAUAUAUUCUACCAUUGGCGGCUUUAAAAUAGAUCAAUAGGCACCGCAAUAAUCUAUACAGUGUAUAUACAGUGUAUACAUUUGUAAAUUCUCUAUUUUUUAUCCUUGUAUUUAAUAAAUGAUUAUUUUUCUCAUUAAAAGCACUUUUCAGAAGAUAUUGAUGAGAUGAGGUAAAUAGAUUAAUGGCUGAGGAAAAGAAACGAAUAAAUAACGGAAGGAGCGAAGAGAAUAUAACGGCUACUGAUGCAACACCGUUCUUUUUAACGUUAGCGGCCGCAAAAUGGAAAAAAGAAACUAAAUUAUCACUCGAAAAGCACGAAACUAUCGGUGAAAAUCUGGAGAAAUCAUUGUUCGACAGUCUGAAUUUAGUUUAUUUCGAAAGAGAAGAGAAACUACACGAAAUAAAUAGUAGAGAUGGUCAAAGGAAACUAUUUAUUUCUGAUAAUAAUUGGUAUACAAACGAAAAAGAUAACAUAAUUAAUACUUAUAAACUUAUUUCUGAGUAUCGAACACCAAGAAAUUUAGCUGAACCGGAAGCAUGCGUUACUGUAAGCAGAAGUUACGAUCCAAUUGAACAAACAUUACAAAAGUCAGUUAUUCAAUUCCUAAAAUAUAUAUUUAAUGAGAAUACUUGGAUAUUGACUUAUGGCCGAGAUACACCGGGUUAUAUUUCUGAGGUAUUUGGAAAAUUAUACAAAGAUAAUAAUAAGAUAUUUCUUCUUGGAAUAACUGAAGAUAUUGAGAUAGAAGAGAAAUGGAAAGCAAUUUCCGGUAGACAAUACAAUCUACAACCGCAACAUACAACAUAUAUUAACUUUCCGAAUGAGAAACAGUCGGAUCGUUUUAGAAGAUUACUCGAAGAGGAAAUUGUUCGUAAUAUAAGGGAAAAGGAUUCCAAUCAGACGGAGAAUGAUUCUAUUAAGGACGAUAAUGAGAUUAAUAUUAGAACUCAAGUUUAUAAAUACGUCUAUCUCUUAAUCGGCGGAGACGAAACAACCUAUUCACAAUUAAAGAAUUGGUACACAGUAUCUUGUAAAGUACGUAGUUCGAGAAAUGUUGUAAUGAUCGUGAAAGACAGCGGUGAUAUUGCAAAUCUCCUAAUAGAGGCAUUAAGAAUUGUUGAUAAGGUACGAAGUUACGAGGACUACCAAAGAAUAUUAAGAAAAUAUGAAUUCCUUUACGAGUUUGAUAGUGAAGAAGCGUUUGAAAUGCUUAUGGAUAUAAAAAAAAGGCAAAGUUUUCUUGAAAUUAGCGAGGAAAAGUGCUUUGAAUCAAACGAGAUUAUCUCAAAAAUAAACGCUUUACAAGAGUGCUUAGACGUCGAUCUAUCUCCAAAUAAUCUACUUUACGGAAUUAUGGAUCAACCGGAUAAUACUUCCGACAUUUUUACAGUCUUAAAGGUUAUAUACGAUCAUCUGUACAAAUUAAUUUGCUGCGAACAUUUAUGGAAACUAUAUCAGAAAAUAUUCACCAUAGAUAGUACUGGUACAGCAAAGCUACUGUGCUAUCUAUGCGAAGAAAAGUCGUCGCUUCACAUUUCUACUUCGGAAACGUCUCUCUCGUCUGUAAGCGAAAAUAGCAAAUCUACUCCCCACCUAGAUAGGAUUAACAGACAAAGAGCUUCUUAUGUAACAACUGAACUAAUUGGCGACGACUGUUAUAUACAUUAUGAUCCUACUACACCCGCAAAGUUUAGCCGCGAAGAUAAGAUAAGCUUAAUAAAAGAUAUUUGGGAAAGUAGGAACUUUGAGCAUGCAAGAUAUACAAUGAAAAAUGAGCGAUAUGUUUGGGACUUGUUAAUCUAUUCUAUAUUAUCUAAUAAUAAGAUAUUAACUAAUGAGCUUUUAGAACACACUAAUAGCAUAGCAGCAUGCCUAUUUGCCCUAGUUAUAUUUAAAAGACUGUCAGACAGAGCGGAACUAAUAUCUGAAGUAGGCUUACAAAACGAACUAAAAGAGAGUAGUGAAUAUUUUGAGAAAUUAGCAUCAGAAAUAUUAAAGGAUUUAUACAACAAAGAUAGGAAAACUGCUUAUGGUAUAUUGCAAUCCUACGUCCCUAUUGAUAAAGCAAAGAAUGUUCAAGUAUUAGAUAUUGCAGUAAAUACAGAAGCUAAAUCUUUCCUAUCAGGAUCUUGCGUCCAAACUUACACCGACCUUGUUUGGAGAGCUGGUAUGAUAAACAAUUGGAAAUACCGUUUAUUCAUUCUACCAGGUUUUAUUUUAUUCUCACCUCUUGCCCUACUAUUUGGAUUGAUAAGCUUUUCAAAUUUACAAAAACUGGAAGAUGAUGAUGAUGAUAGUGAAAAUAAAGAUUCAACUUUUAAACAGAUAAAAAAUAGUAAUUUUAUCGCAUUCUUUCGCUCACCGGUGGUUAAAUAUUCAUUUAAAUUGACAAUAUACCUGUUUUUUCUGGGAUUAUUCAGUUAUUUUAUCCUAACAAAAUUGACUCCGUACAAGACGAAAGAUGCAGACGAUAUGACGAUCUACGAACUUUUAAUUAUCAUAUGGGUAAUCGGAUUAUUUUUUGAUGAGUGUCGACAAAUAUUCCUUAUUUGGUUGGAAUAUCGUCCUUUUGCAUCGCAAGAGCGGAAAGGUUGUUUAAAAACGAUAUUUAAUGUAUUUUCGAAAUAUUUUCGAGGAGGUUGGGAAGUUUUGGAUUUUACAAAGAUAUUACUUUUCUUUUGUUCCGUGGCUCUUAGAUGGCGAGUUGAAGAAGAUAAUUUCGUUGUUGCUCGAAUAUUUUUUGGAAUAACGUUAAUUCUUUUCUAUUUGAGAUUGUUAAAGUUUGCUUACGUAUUCGAAGCUUUGGGCCCAAGGAUUCUUAUAAUUUUUAUGAUGACAAGAGAUCUUAUUCAAUUCCUUUUUAUAGCCUUUAUCUUCUUAUUUAGUUUUGGAAUUUCUUAUCAAGCAAUUCUGGGCCAAUGGGUCGAUACGGAUGUAUCAUUCUACAACGUUAGUACCGCUAUAAUAGCACCUCAAUUUUGGAGAAUUUUCGGAGAAUUACAAUUAAAAACCAUUGAUAAAGAUAAACAAUCUUCAGAUGUUUUUAGGUGGUUUCUACCCGCCUAUGUUGGAAUAUACUUAAUAGCUAUGAACAUUCUACUAUUGAAUCUACUUAUUGCAAUAUUUACUAAUUCCUUUGAACAAGUCAGAAGUGAAUCAAAACAAGUUUGGGGUGCUCAGAAAGUUAGUUCAACGAGAGAGUAUAACCUCACUCCCCUCUUUCCAUCCCCUAUUAAUAUUAUUACAAUCAUUCUUGAGAUAAUAUUUAAAAUACUUAUAAAAUGUUUAAUAUGCUGCUUUGGCGACGGUCAACCUGAAAGGGGUGCAAGCUUAAGAAGAGAAUUUUUAUCAAAGAGGGCAAGGCUUCAGAUGUCACUAAAAGACGCUGUCAUUUCCGCUCAACCUAAAAGCUUGGAGAAUGACGAAAAGAAUGUUUUAGAAUUUUUAUCAGAUCUUUCAGUUGACGUUGCUCAAAUGAAAAAGUCGUUUACAGCGUCUUCUGUCAAAAAUGACAAUAUACACGAUUUGAGAAGUGAAAUAGAAGAAAUAAAGAAACUAAUGCGCGACCUAAAGAGAACAUCGAAGAUUAAUAACAAUAAUAGUAGAGAAAACUUAGUAAGUACAGUAGUGAUGGAUACUGGUCUAAGAAGAAGAAAUACUGGAGAAAUUCAAGAAACAGCAAUAAAGAAGGAAUUGGCACCAAAAACUUCAGCAGCACAAAAAUAUUCGGAUAGUCCAAUAAGUAAUGUAAGUCAGACAUUCUAUAGAAAACUUUCCGAUGUUAAUGUAAAGGUCGAAGGUGAAAAAAAGGAAAAGGACGACGGUGCAACUAUUGAAAUAGAAAGCCAAUGGUUGUAA